Messenger RNA from Lagopus leucura (white-tailed ptarmigan), 1993 nucleotides. It is a transcript of the gene NPC1L1, whose product is annotated as NPC1 like intracellular cholesterol transporter 1. Lineage: Eukaryota; Metazoa; Chordata; Aves; Galliformes; Phasianidae. The transcript is spliced from 5 exons. The annotation marks the transcript as partial. The record is from RefSeq and is a predicted model, not a curated record.
CAUCGCAGCGCCCUCACAGCCCACCAUGGCAGCGCUGGGCUGCGCCGUGCUGGGCGCCCUGCUGGCUCUGGCAGCCCCGCAGCUGACGCCGAUCCACCGCGCCGGUUACUGCGCCUUCUACGGCAGCUGCGGCCGCAACCCGGAGCUGAACGCCUCGCUGGUGAGCACGGACGUGCCCUGCCUGUCCAACAGCCCCGCGCGCACCGCCUCUGCCGCCGUGCUGCCGCUGCUGCGCUCCGUGUGCCCGGAGCUGGUGCGGGACGACAACGCCAGCGCCACGCUGCUCUGCUGCUCGUCGGCCCAGCUGCUGGCCCUGCAGCUCUCGGUCGCCCUGUCGGGCGCCGUGCUGUCGCGCUGCCCGUCGUGCGCCCGCAACUUCGCCAACCUGCACUGCAACAACAUCUGCAGCCCGGAUCAGAGCCUCUUCAUCAACGUCACCCGCGUCGUCAACGCCACGGCGGCGCCGGAGCAGCAGGCGGUGGUGGAGUACGAGAGCUUCUACCGGCAGAGCUACGCCGAGGCCGCCUUCGAGUCGUGCAUCGGCGUGCGGCUGCCGGCCACGGGCGGCUACGCGCUGGACACCAUGUGCGGCAUCUACGGCGCCCGGCUGUGCACGGCGCAGCGCUGGCUCGACUUCCAGGGCGACACCAGCAACGGCCUGGCGCCGCUGCGGAUCCGCUUCCGGCUGCUGCCCGACGGCGUCGAGCCCGGCGCCGGCAUCGAGCCGCUGAGCGGCAGCCCGUGGCCGUGCGACGGCUCUCCGGACGCCGAGCAGCAGCCGUGCAGCUGCCAGGACUGCGCCGCGUCCUGCUCGCCCAUCGCCGCCCCCCCGGACCCGGCGCCGCCGUUCAUGCUGGGCUCGGCCGACGGCGCCCUGGUUCUGUGCGCGCUGCUCUUCGCCUUCUUCGCCCUCGUCUUCCUCACGGCCAUCGCCUGCGGCGGCGGCGGCGGCACGGUGCGCAUCACGGCGGCCGAGCCCGGCUGCGCCGCCCGCGUCUCGUCCAGCAGCCGGCGCGCCGCCGCCCGGCUCUUCGCGCGCUGGGGCACGGCGGUGGCCUCGCGGCCCGUCCCGGUGCUGGCGGCGGCCGCGGUGCUGACGGCGGGGCUGACGGCGGGGCUGAUCCGGCUGCGGCUCACCACCGACCCGGUGGAGCUCUGGUCGGCGCCCGACAGCCAGGCCCGCGCCGAGAAGGAGUUCUUCGACCGGCACUUCGGGCCGUUCAUGCGCACGUGCCAGAUGAUCGUCACGGCCCGGCAGCCCGGCCCCGCCGUCCCGUACGAGUCGGUGGUGCUGGGCGCCAAGAACUUCAGCUCGGUGCUGAACGCCGAGGUGCUGCAGGCGCUGCUGGAGCUGCAGGAGGAGCUGGCGGAGGCCGGCGCCUGGGUGGAGGAGGAGGGCCGCGAGGUGACGCUCAAGGACGUUUGCUACGCGCCGCUCAACCCCGCCAACGCCUCCAGCGCCGACUGCUGCGUCAACAGCGUCACCCAGUACUUCCAGAACAACCGCACCCGGCUGCGCAUGCGCGCCCCGCAGAGCGCCGACGGCGUGAGCGGCACCGCCGACUGGAGGGAUCACGUGAUGUACUGCGUCAACUCCCCUCUCUCCUUCAUGGACAUCACGGCGCUGGAGAUGAGCUGCAUGGCCGCUUAUGGGGCGCCCGUCUUCCCCUACAUCGCCCUCGGGGGUUACCCAGGCUCUGAGUACACGGAGGCGGCGGCGCUGGUCCUCACCUACUCGCUCAACAACUUCCCUGCCGGCGACGCGCGGCGCCGCUGGGUGCUGAGCUGGGAGCGGCGCUUCCUGCAGGCGGCGCGCGACUUCCAGAGCCGCCACCGCCACAACCUGAGCGUCUCCUUCAUGGCGGAGCGCUCCCUGGAGGACGAGCUGAGCCGCACCACGGCGCAGGACCUGCCUGUGUUCGCCGUCAGCUACCUGCUGGUCUUCCUCUACGUGGCGCUGGCGCUCGGCGAGUACACGGCAUGGCGGCGUGUG